AUGGCCACAUCUCAGGGCUGCUGGAGCUGCCGUGUCCGCCGCAAGAAGUGUGACCGUCGCAAGCCCGUCUGCGGCAUCUGCGACACCCUUCACAUUACAUGUCAUACUGGGUCCCGCCGACCGCCCUGGCUCGAUGGUGGUGCUCAGCAGGCCAGAGUCGCCGCUACCCUCAAAGAAGAGGUCCGACAGGCUGCCGCCCAUCGCCGCCAGCGCGCCCAUAUUCUGCGCCUCGAGGAGCGUUCCUCAUCCUUUGCCCGUCACAAUGAUGAAGAUCAAGCCGACAGGAGCCAGGAAGACGAUGACAAGAGCGCGAACCACGACAGCCGUGGUCAUCAUGGCAAUGGUAAUGCCGGCCACACAUGCCUCGAUGGCUCUGCCGACUCGUCCGAGCUCGACCUUGGUUUCAUCAUGCAUUACAUGGACCAUGUAUUCCCCCUGUUCUUCCCCUUUUACAGAGCGUCCAGGCUCGAUGACGGCCGGGGCUGGCUUCUUGCACAGCUUCUCAAGAACCCCACGCUGCUUAGUACUGUUUCGUGUAUGACGCUCUUCGUCUUUUCCAUACAAGCCUCCGACACUUUCACCAAUAAGGUUGCGCCAUGCAGUGCCGUCUUAUGGGACAAGGUUACCUGCCAGCUGGAGAAGACUUUCAGCACAAUCAAAGGCGAUAUUGCCCGAUUGUUCCCCCCCACAAGCAAAUUUGCCACAUCCACCCCCAACUCCGCGUCAUUCCCAGCACACAUUUCACCAUCACCAACAAGCACCGCGGAUUUGCGCCAUGUAUGCGAACUCCUGACAAGCAUUAUCCAACUCCUCUGCUUCGAGAUCGGCACAGGCAACAGCAAGAAUUGUGUCAUUCACCUCGACGCCGCGCUCGAGCUGUUCGAUAUAAUCGUCAGGAUCUCCCUGGAAGCCACGGUCGCCGGGAACAAGGAGCAGCAGCAGCAAUGGCCAUGCCUUUCACACGUUUUUCGCGCCAUUGCUGGGCCGCCGUGGACCUUAGGCACUUACAACGGGCCCGCCCCUAGAAAUGCCGACCAGAUGGCAUUCCGCUUUUUCUCAUCUAUCCUCGUCGUAUACGACAUCAUCAUGAGUACCGCUCUGCUCAAAGCUCCAAAGUUAUAUCCAUAUCACAGACAACUACUGCCGUCCUACAAGCCAUAUGAAGCACCAUCUAAUUAUUCCUCGUCUUCGUUCGUACGCAACUACAGCAGCGGCCCCGACACGAACGGUCAUAGCAUUCAUACUACUAAUCCGAAAUUUCCAAUGGACCUGCUUGACGUUGAGGGCAUUAUUGGUUGCCAGAGUUGGGUUCUGGCGGUUGUUGGCGAGAUCGCGACACUGGCCGCGUGGAAAAAGGAACGCCAGGCACAAGCUCAACUCGACAUGGUCGAGCUUGAUAGCUAUGCCGCAGAUCUCAGAUCUGUACUCGAGACUGGCCUGGCAGAGUUGCCUGCACAUCCUUCACGGAGCACCUCGUCGAAUUCGACACCGAGAACAGCGACAACACAUGACGGUAUCAACAGUCUAAGCACCACUGGGAUGACACCGAAUACGCCUGCACAGCAAUCUUGGUCCAACACGACGCGGUCCCAUAUUGUGAACAUGACUACCCGGAUCUGGGCCGAUGCCGCCCACAUUUACCUGUCCGUAGUUGUCUCUGGGUGGCAGCCUUGCGCAGCAGUCAUCAGAAAAUGUGUGCUGGAAAUCCUCGCACUACUGGAGGAGCUUCGAGCGAUUGGCGAUCACCGUCACCGAGAGACGGAAAGGUAUGAUUGGGCGACUUUGAAGACCCUCGCGUGGCCGUUUUGCGUCGCGGGCUCCCUUGCCAAGCCUGGAUCUGAUCAAGCCAGGGUACGGGCACUUACUAAAGAUUUGGGUAGUCUUGAGAACGUCGGUACACUUCGCCUAGCUACCGAGAUCGUGGAGCUUACAUGGCAAAGCACCGCAGGGGCCUGGGGUCACUCCGAGGGGGGCGCUUUACAGGGCAUGGACCUGGCUUCCUGCUUGUGUAGGCUAGGGUAUCCAGUUUUGCUGGUAUAA
This is a messenger RNA of Fusarium oxysporum Fo47, 2040 nucleotides long. Its product is annotated as transcription factor domain-containing protein. Gene Ontology annotation, biological process: positive regulation of transcription by RNA polymerase II. Gene Ontology annotation, molecular function: zinc ion binding; DNA-binding transcription factor activity, RNA polymerase II-specific; transcription cis-regulatory region binding. Gene Ontology annotation, cellular component: nucleus. The transcript has a single exon. NCBI's taxonomy places the organism in Eukaryota, Fungi, Ascomycota, Sordariomycetes, Hypocreales, Nectriaceae. The record is from RefSeq and is a predicted model, not a curated record. The coding region runs from base 1 to 2040 and encodes 679 amino acids.